Urocitellus parryii (Arctic ground squirrel) is the source of this 1351-nucleotide messenger RNA. Its product is annotated as phosphatidylinositol 3,4,5-trisphosphate 3-phosphatase TPTE2-like. The record is from RefSeq and is a predicted model, not a curated record. Gene Ontology annotation, molecular function: phosphatidylinositol-3,4,5-trisphosphate 3-phosphatase activity. Gene Ontology annotation, biological process: dephosphorylation. Gene Ontology annotation, cellular component: cytosol. NCBI's taxonomy places the organism in Eukaryota, Metazoa, Chordata, Mammalia, Rodentia, Sciuridae.
GCUUUAUUUUUCGUCAUGGAUAUUCUUCUUCAAAUAUAUGUAGUAGGGAAACAACAUUAUUUUUCUGAUGUAUUUAAUGUCUUCGAUUCUAUCAUUAUUGGGGUGACUUUGGCAUUUGACCUCUUGUACAUGCUUUUUGACUUUCACAGCAAUGUCUCCAGAUUCACCAUUUUAUUUCGACCUCUGCGACUUAUCAGUCUGAUCAGAAUGUUUCAUUUGGCUUACCAAAAAAGACAACUUGAAAAGCUGACCAGAAGGCUGGUUUCAGGAAACAAAAGGAGAUACACAAAGGAUGGAUUUGACCUGGACCUCACUUACAUUACUGAUCGUAUUAUUGCCAUGUCAUUUCCAUCUUCUGGAAAGCAGUCUUUCUAUAGGAAUCCAAUUCAGGAAGUUUCACGAUUCUUAGACUUGAAGCAUGAAAACCACUAUCAAGUGUAUAAUCUAUGCAGUGAAAGAAGUUAUGAUCCUAAGUACUUCCAUAAUAGGAUCCAUAGAAUCAUGAUUGAUGAUCAUAAUGUCCCUACUUUGAAAGAGAUGGUGGUGUUCUCCAAUGAAGCAAAUGCGUGGAUGGCUCAAGAUGAUAAAAAUAUCCUAGUGAUUCACUGUAAGGGAGGCAAAGGAAGAACUGGAACUAUGGUUUGUGCCUGCCUUCUUGCCUGUGGAAUGUUUUUAACUGCAGAGGAAAGCCUUAAUUUUUUUGGACAAAGACGAACAGAUAAAAGCAAAAGCUCUAAAUAUCAAGGAGUAGAAACUCCUUCACAGAGUAGAUAUGUGAGGUAUUUUGAAAAAGUGAAAAGUGACUACAAGUGGGAUCUACCUCUAAGACAAAAUUUCAUUAUAAAAAAAUUCAUCAUUUAUUCAAUUCAUGGCAAUGGAACUGAUCUAAAAAUACAUAUAGUAAUGCAUCGGAAGACUGUCUUUUCUUCUAGUUCCAGUAACUGUAGGAUAUUUCAUGACAUUGAAUCAGACAGAGUAAUAUUUAUUAUAAUCAACAGUCCAGUUCUCUAUGAUGAUGUGAAAGUACAGUUUUUCUCCACAGAUCUUCCUAAAUACUAUGACAACUGUUGUUUUUUUUUCUGGUUUCACACAUCUUUUAUAAAAAAUAACAGGCUUACUCUAACAAGAAAUCAAUUGGACAAUCCCCAUAAACCAAAAACAUGGAAAAUUUACCGUCCAGAUUUUGCAGUAGAAGUGUAUUUUGAUGAAACAACCCAAAAUUAAUGCUAUAUCUGGUAUCUGAUUAAAUACAGUUCCCCUUCUCAGACUGAAUCAUCUUCUUUCCAAUCUCUAAUACAUUUUUUGUGUAUUUUUUCUUCUAAACCUAUGUCCUUGCUGGUAUGUGUAUGUG